AUGAACGCCUUUUUCCUCCGUCAGCAAAUCCGCGUUCUCGGAUCGACACCCCCUGAAGAGCGCAACCAAAACAUUGUUGUCGUCGGCGCCUCAUUCGCAGGCUAUCAUGCUGCCCGUAUCAUGGCGCGCAGUCUGCCUCGAAAUAGCCACUGCCGUGUCGUGGGACUACCGUCCAGAGUCAACGCGACGGACAAGGCGGAGGGUAUGAAGCUUCUGCGCGAGUUCCAGACCUCUAUCCAGAUUGCAAAGAGGAUUGUCGUCGUUGGGGGUGGCGCUGCCGGUGUUGAGCUUGCCACCGACGCCAAGUCCAAGUACCCGGACAAGCACGUCACCCUCGUUCACUCGAGAAACGCGCCCAUGCACCUGUGGGCAAGCCGUCUGCAAAAGGCAGCGCUGGAGGGCUUGGAGAGAUUAAGGUUCGCGAAGCUCUCUUCCAACUCCAUUGCAUCGACGGGCCACAUCAAAGUCAACCCGAACCUUAGCAUCAAGGACGAAUCGUUUUCGGACAGGGUUUACAUCUGUGGGGAUGUUGCUGACACGCAAACGCCAAAUCCAAAUGCACGAUCGGCCAUGCUGCAGGGCAGCGUAGUAGCCGACAAUAUUCUACUCGCAAUCAAAGGCCGAAAGCCCAGACAUGUCUACAAGAACCACUGGCUGCAAGGUUUCAUCAAACUGACUCUGGGGCUGGACCGAUCCGUAUCACUUUUCGGCAACGGCAAAACAGCUCUGCUUUUCAAUAGUCGAGAGAAAAGGGAGGAUCUGAUGGCAGCGCAGGGCUGGAAGCACCUGGGCGCCAAACCCUUUGUGGAUGAACCAAGCUCACACAAGCUCUGCUGA
This is a messenger RNA of Emericellopsis cladophorae, 837 nucleotides long. RefSeq lists its product as uncharacterized. Gene Ontology annotation, molecular function: flavin adenine dinucleotide binding; electron-transferring-flavoprotein dehydrogenase activity. Gene Ontology annotation, cellular component: cytoplasm. The record is from RefSeq and is a predicted model, not a curated record. Bases 1 to 837 code for a protein of 278 amino acids. NCBI's taxonomy places the organism in Eukaryota, Fungi, Ascomycota, Sordariomycetes, Hypocreales, Bionectriaceae. The transcript is spliced from 4 exons.